Molecule: messenger RNA, 996 nt
Organism: Penicillium bovifimosum
Lineage: Eukaryota; Fungi; Ascomycota; Eurotiomycetes; Eurotiales; Aspergillaceae
Exons: 4
Coding region: 1-996 (331 amino acids)
Source: RefSeq, a predicted model, not a curated record
AUGUCCCUAGUAAGAUCGCACAGCCGGUGGCCUGGAGGCAUCCCCUCCUUCAUUCGCCGACACGAAGAACCCGUGGCCCCUGAAAAUUUUGAUGCUACCACUCGUGCAUGGAGGCAUUUUGUUCGUGACCAGUGGGUCGGCGACGCCGCGGAUCAACAGAAACGAGCUUUGAUUGAACGGUGGGCAACAGCAGACCAACAAUUUCGCGAUGACUAUCAAUCUCGAGCACCAGAGGACGAACCUAGUUUUCUUGAAGGUCCCGAACUUACAGACAAAAAUUUUAGAGGAAAUGACGUUCACAGUUUCUGCAUGGUCUACGUCUGCAUCACCGAAUUGACCCGCGAGAAAGAAGCCCUGCUAGCCAAGUGCAUCUUGGGUUUAUUCCCAUGGGAAGAAGGCUGGGAAUUUCUAGCAGACGAAAUGAUAAUGUUUCUUCCCUUGGAAGAUAACCAAGAUAUUCUCGAGACAUUCAAGUUCCAUCAAAGUGUCGCGCGACCCAACUUCCUUGAUAUGCACAUGGCGCUCGAUGGAACGGUGCUUUUCAGGGACUGCUAUCCCAAGCUCAUUAUCGAUGACCGGACCCUUGAGACCGGAUUGGGACUUUGGGUUGAAUUCGCAACGAACGGUAUCUACAAGAAAGCCCGCCGGGCUCAAAUUAUGAUGGAGGAAUUCGCCCACUUUUAUCGUGAAAUCGGUCCGGGAAAUCAGGUCCCAAUAGACCAGGCGCUGAAUUACAUAGAGUCACGGGUAAUAUACCAAGAUCGCGAUGAAGAUGCAGAUCCAAGAGAGAUCUUGGAAGAUGAGCCAGUCGAUAUGCGACGGCCGCUCGUGGAAAUCUAUCAAGGGAAUGAAGUCGAUCUAGUGGAUGACUAUGCGCCAGGCUUUCGCGAGGCCGAGGAGCAGGGUAACGGCUUAGCGAUCGGAUAUGAUUUGGAACGGAUACUUGCGAAUGAUGGAAAUCCCCUGACUAUCAAAAAUCAUGGAAGUGAUGAUUAG